UCGCGCCAUCUCUCUCUCUCUCUCUCUCUCUCUCUCUCUCUCUAUCUCUCUCUCUAUAUAUAUAUAUAACCGUCUCUUCCACAACUUCACACACUCAUCACGAUUGCGAGCACAGAUUUAUAUACAUAUAUACAUCAUACAUACAAACUCUCUCUCUCUCUCUCUCUCUCUCUCUCACACACACACACACACACAUAUAUACAUAUUUACGUAUAACUGCGUAUCGAAGGAGAAAUGAUGGCGAGGAGAAUUACUGUUUCGAUCGUCGUAGUUUCGGCGGUCAUCGUCGCCGUGAUUUACAUCUCCGGAUUAUUCUCCGGCGAAGAUGACGGAUUGCGGAGGUCGUUCUCAGAUCCAGAAGCAGAGCUCAAAAAACUUCCGGUAGUUCAGUUGGUCGGAGCUACGCGUAAGCGCGGCGAUGAGCCGAGAGCUGUGAUUUCUGCUGAAAUUGCAUCCAGAUUCAAGCCGAUUUCCAGAAAAAGAGCAAGUGAUAAAUUGGAGGAAGGAUUGGCCAGAGCAAGAGCAGCAGUUAGAAGAGUAGCUUCACUCAGAAACAAAUCGGUAAUCAUCGACAGCAAUCAUAGUAUUUCUUCUUCAAUCUAUCGAAACCCCAACGCAUUUCUCCAGAGUUACAAGGAGAUGGAGAGAAGACUGAAGGUGUAUGUAUACGAAGAGGGAGAGCUUCCAAUAGUGCAUGAUGGCCCAUGCAAAGACAUCUACACCAGUGAAGGGAGAUUCAUCCAUGAGAUGGAGCAUGGAAGCCAUAGAUUCAAGACAAGCAGACCUGAACAAGCUCAUCUCUACUUCAUGCCAUUCAGUGUGACAUGGAUGGUGAAGUAUCUCUACAGCCCCAACACCUACAACCUCACCCCGCUCCUAGAAUUCGUCUCCGAUUACGUCAAACUCAUCUCCACCAAACACCCCUUCUGGAACAGAACUCAAGGAGCUGACCAUUUCAUGCUCUCUUGCCAUGACUGGGGACCUCGCGCAUCAGAAGGAAACGCACGCCUCUACAGCACAUCCAUCCGCGUCCUGUGCAAUGCAAACUCAUCCGAGGGAUUCAACCCUCAGAAAGAUGUGAGCCUGCCCGAGAUCCGUCUCUAUGGUGGAUAUGUCGACCCAAAGCUGAUCUCUCCUCCUCCUCCCACUGCCCAAAGGCCCCACCUUGCAUUCUUUGCUGGUGGCCUCCAUGGUCCGGUUAGGCCGGUCCUCCUCCACCACUGGAAGGGCAGGGACCCUGACCUCCACAUCUAUGAGUACCUCCCUAAAAAUCUUAACUAUUAUGACUACAUGCUGAAAUCAAAGUUCUGCUUAUGCCCAAGUGGUUAUGAAGUGGCUAGCCCCAGAAUAGUCGAGGCCAUCUACGCAGAAUGCAUCCCUGUGAUCUUAUCAGACCACUAUAUCCUCCCAUUUAGUGAUGUUUUGAGGUGGGAGGCUUUUUCACUGCAGGUGAACGUCUCAGAAAUAGCGCGGUUGAAGGAGAUUUUGAUAGGAGUAAGCGAAGACAAGGUUUUGAGGCUCAAGGAAGGGUUGAGAGGUAUAAGGAAGCAUUUUGUUCUAAACCAGCCUGCUGAGAGAUUUGACAUGUUUCACAUGAUUUUGCACUCUGUUUGGCUUAGGCGGUUAAACCUACGCUUUUGA
Molecule: messenger RNA, 1641 nt
Organism: Salvia splendens (bonfire salvia)
Lineage: Eukaryota; Viridiplantae; Streptophyta; Magnoliopsida; Lamiales; Lamiaceae
Product: probable glycosyltransferase At5g25310
Exons: 4
Coding region: 235-1641 (468 amino acids)
Molecular function (GO): glycosyltransferase activity
Source: RefSeq, a predicted model, not a curated record